AUGCCGACAGUUCUCACUCCACUGGCUGUCCACGCAGUACAACAAAACGACCUAGAACUGGUAGAUCUGAUUAAAAAUUCUUCAUCGUUAAAAUUACAAAAACUUUGCAUUGAAGAAUCUGACGUGUACUGUGACAUCGCUACGGGUAUCGUUAAACCAUACAUACCUCAAUCUCUACGGAGAGCGGCAUUCGGCUCAGUGCAUUACCUGUCACAUUCCAGCCGAAAAACUACGUCUAACACCCUGCGACAAAAAUGUACAUGGCCUGGAAUACGGAAAGACGCUAUUCAAUGGUCUCGGGAAUGGCUGGCCUGCCAGAGAUCCAAAGUCCACCGACACAACAAGAUAAAACCAAACCACAUCGAAACUCCGGACAACAGGUUCAAUCACAUCCACCUGGACAUCAUAUUCCUGCCGAAGGUAGACGGAUACCAGUACUGCCUAACAAUCAUUGACAGAUUUACACGCUGGCCGGUAGCAGUGCCAAUCAAAGAUAUGACUGCAGACACGGUAGUUACAGCUCUCUUCGACCACUGGAUUGCACACUACGGGACUCCAAUACAAAUUACUACAGACCAAGGAAUGCAAUUCGAAUCGGCUCUUUUCACUGCACUUGCCCAGCUUAUCGGUGCUGAUAAGACAACUCCGUACCACCCACAAUCCAACGGAAUAGUGGAAAGGAUGCACCGCACUCCAAAAGGAGCGCUCAUGUGUUCUCCUAAACCGUGGACUCAGAUAUUAUCAACUGCACUUUUGGGAUUAAGAACGAGCUUCAAAGAAGACAUUCAUGCUACUCCUGUAGAGAUGCUCUAUGGAACAUGCCUACGCGUACCUGGUGAAUUCUUCGUAACUGCUAAAUUGCCAGGGGAGCCGCAAAUAUUUGUUGAAAAGCACCGCGAAUCCAUGCGUGGUCUCAGGCCGACUCCAACAGCCCAUUACAACAAGGCACGUAUUUAUAUACUUAAAAAUCUAGACACGUGUUCACACGUCUUUGUACGUUGUGAUCACGUAAAAGCUUCUCUAGAAGCAUCUUACAUUAGACCGUAUUAA
Molecule: messenger RNA, 1050 nt
Organism: Microplitis mediator
Lineage: Eukaryota; Metazoa; Arthropoda; Insecta; Hymenoptera; Braconidae
Exons: 1
Coding region: 1-1050 (349 amino acids)
Biological process (GO): DNA integration
Molecular function (GO): nucleic acid binding
Source: RefSeq, a predicted model, not a curated record